Schistosoma rodhaini is the source of this 825-nucleotide messenger RNA. Lineage: Eukaryota; Metazoa; Platyhelminthes; Trematoda; Strigeidida; Schistosomatidae. The record is from the annotation of a GenBank genome assembly.
AUGCAUGAAGAUAACUUAUCUACACGUACAGGAAGUAUGUGUUCAUCUUCAGGGAAUAGUAAUGAUAAUAAUAUUAAAAUACCACGUCGUACAUCAGUGACUCCAGUUACACAAAAAUCAUCAUUAGCUCCUCAACCUAGUAGAAAUUCAUUAUGCAAUAACACAACAACCAUCAGUUUAUCUAAUGAAGCAGCUACAUCUUUCCCAUCGGACAAAUUACGUCGUAUGUCUGUGCUAUUUAGCAUUGAUCGAUCAAAAGCACGUGAAGUAAUUAUGGCUGUACUAGAAGAUCCUGCAAGAACUGAAUUUAAACGUCUUAAAAUAGAAAAUGACUGUUUAACUAGUGAAUGGAAACAGGUACGUAAAAUAUUAGGACAACUGCAAGCAGAUUAUGAAACAAGUCGCUCAUUAGAUCCUCUAAGACGAUUUAAAAGUUUACAAGGUAUGGUCAAACGUAUUGUUAUGCAUAUACGUAUCACCGAACAGAGUUCCCUGAAGAAAUUUUCUACACAGUCAGAGAAUUCAAGUGAAAUUACAUUACAAGGAGAUGUUCUGAAAAGUGAAACUAAAGCGAGAGAAAUGGAAAAACGUGUUGGACGAAUGUGUGAUAAUUAUUCAAUUGAAGAAUUAACUAUACAAAAUCGACGAUUAAAUGAAUCAAAUGACCGAUUAGAAAAUCGUCUACAAUUAAUAAUACAUAAAAUAAAUGAAUUAGACAACCUUUAUAAUUCUAUCAGAAAUGAUGGCUUCUUUAAACGGUAUACAAUUUUAAAAGAUGCUGUCAAACGUAUUGUUACUAAUCAUGAUUUAUAUGAAAAUCCUUAG